ACAGGGUCUGACUGUGUUGCCCAGGCUGUGUCUGUCACAUCUGAAUACGCACACUAAGCUCCUACAGAAGUAAACACUAUAUUAAGCAGCAGAAUUACUAAUGUGAAUACACAUUCUCAUUUGAUUUGGAGACUACCUAGGCAACUUUCAGGUUUAUAUUUAAAUUGAUCGCAAUUAGACAUGAAAAAGGGACAGAGAAUGGGCAUAAUAGAGAUCGAUUCAAGAGAACUGUUUCUUAAAAUAGACUUUAAAAAAAAAAGUUGUUCAAAACUGCCUUAAUCAAUUUUACAGAGAAAAUAUUACCUCAAAUGGUUUGAUAUGAUGACUUGAUAAGAUGUUACUUCUGAUCCAGCAGGAUUCAUUUAUUAAUAUAAAUAUUUACAUCUGUAGUACCCUCCUAGGUGGGUGACUGUUUCUAUAUGUCUGACUCAACAAAACACCGUAGCCCACAGGCAGCUAUUGGCCUUUGGACUUUGUCCUUAGGCCAGAUUCCUUAAAAGGCUUGUUGUGACAAGCUUAUUUGCUCAUUGGAAAUUUCUGUGUCUAAAUUUCCCACAGAAAUUAGGAUGUAGCACUGCUACAGCAUUUUGAUUUUUCAUCAAAACUUAUUCAAAAGACUUUUGAUAAAACUUUAAAUCAAUGUCUUAAGGAAGAAAAUUAAGUCACUUUUUAACAUAGAGCAUGUUUUAGUUUUGAACAAUAUUUAAGCUCUGCAAAUUAUAUGUUCAUAGAGAUUUAAGCAUAGGUAUACCUUGGAGAUAUUGCAAGUUCAGCUCCAGACCACCACAAUAAAACAGAUAUUACAAUAAAGGAAGCUACAUGCAUUUUUUGUUUCCCAUUUACACUAUAUUGUUGUCUGUUAAAUGUGCAUAGCACUAUGUCUAAAAAAUGUACAUACCUGUUUUGUCCCACUGAACCCAUAGCUGGAGUUGCCUUAAAAGCAGCAGCAGGAGAAUUCCUACAGGAGAGUAUCCCAAACCAUUUGGAGACAGGGCUGGUUUGAGAUUUCAAAAAAAGAAGCUCUAAAUGCCAGAGUGAUCAGUCCAAGACCUUUAUUAAAGGAACCUGCAGGGUGUUGCAAUGUAUCAUUGUGAUGGACAGCAAGAGAAAAGGGACGUUUUACCCACAUUAGUCUGUAGCCAGGGGGUGAGGGGAUGGAGUUUACAUGAAAAUUUAAGGAAUUCGGCUCAGGGUCGAGGUCAGUUUCUUUCCAGUAAACCAAGACACUAUUAUCAGUGCCUGGGAAUGUUCAAACUGGUUUGGGUUCAAGCCAGCUGAGGAAAACCUAUGGCUACAGCUGGCUGGGUCACUGUGAUUUUGGUCAGGACACAGAAAGGAAGUGGGGAAAACGGGUACCCUAGAAUACCUUAAUUUAAAAAUACUUUUGCUAAAAAAUGCUAACAAUCAUCUGAGCCUUCAGCAAGUCAUAAUCUUUGCUGUUGGAGACUCCUGCCUCAAUGAUGAUGGCGGCUGACUGACCAGGGAGGUAGUUGCUGGUAAGGUGGCUGUGGCAAUUUCUUAAAAUAAGACAAUGGAGUUUGCUGCAUUGAUGACUCCACAAAAAAUUUCUCUGUAGCAGGCAGUGCUGUUUGAUAGUAUUUUUACACACAAGAGAACUCCUUUCAAAGUUGUAGUCAGUCCUCUUAAAACUCACCCACUGCUUUAUCAGCUAAGUUUAUGUGAUAUUCUAAAUCCUUUAUCAUUUCAACAAUGCUCACGGCAUCUUCACCAGCAGUAGAUUCUAUCUCAAGAAACCACUCUCUUUUCUCCUUCAUAAGAAGCAACUCCUCAUUCAUUCAAGUUUGAUCAUAAGAUUGCAGUGAUUUAGUCAACUCUUCAGACUCUGUUUCUAACUCAAAUUAUCUUGCUAUUUUCACCAUAGCUGUAGUGAUUUCCUCCACUGAAGUCUUGAAUGCCCUCAAGGUCAUCCAUGAGAGUUGGAGUUAACUUCUUUCAAACUCCUGUUCAUGCUGAUACUUUUACCUCCUCUCAUGAAUGUUUUUAAUGGCAUCUAGAAUCCUUUCCAGAAUGUUUUUGGUUUACUUUGCUUAGAUCCAUCAGAGGAAUCACCAUCUAUGGCAACUUAUAACCUUAUGAAAUGUACUUCUUAAAUAUUAAAAUCUGAAAGUCAAAAUUAUUCCUUGAUCCAUGGGUUGCAGAAUGGAUGCUGUGUUAGAAGGCAUGAAAACAAUAUUAACCUCCUUGUACAUCUCCAUCAGAGCCUUUCAGUGACCGUGUGCAUUGUCAACGAGCAAUAGUAUUUUUAAAUAAAUCAUGUUUUAUCAGUAGGUCUCAACAGUGGACUUAAAAUAUUUAGUGAGCCAUGCUAAACAGAUGUGCUAUCAACCGGCUUUUAUUCUUCCACUUAUAGAGCACAGCAGAGUAGAUUUAGCAUAAUUUUUAAGGGUCCCAGGAUUUUCAGAAUGGUAAAUGAACAUCUGCUUCAACUUAAAGUCACCAGCCACAUCAGCCCCUAACAAGAGAAUUGCCUGUCCUUCGAAGCUUUGAAGCCAAGCAUUGACUUCUAUAACUAUGAAAGUCUUGGAUAGCAUCUUCUUCCAGUAUAAGACUGUUUUGUCUACAUUGAAAAUCUGUUAUUUAGUGUAGCCACCUUCAUCAAUGUUCUUGGGUAAAUCUUCUCAAUAACUUUCUGCAGCUUCUCCAUUAGCACUUACUGCUUCACCUCUCAUUUUUAUGUUAGGGAGAAGGCUUCUACUCUUAAACCUCAUGAAUUCACCUCUGCUAUCUUCAAACUUUUCUUCUACAACUUCCUCACCUCUCUCAGCCUUCAUAAAAAUGAAGAGAGUUAAGGCCUUGCUCUGAAUUAGGCUUUGACUUAAGAGAAUGCUGUGGCUGGUUUUCUAUCCAGAACUCUAAAACUUUCUCCUUAUCAACAACGCGGCUGUUUCACUUUCUUACCAUUCCUGUGUUACCGGAGUGGCACUUUUAAUUUCCUUCAAGAGCUUUUCCUUGGCAUUCACAACUUGACUGUUUUGGGUAUGAGGCCUAGUUUUUAGCCUAUCUCUGCUUUUAACUUGCCUUACUCAGCUUAAUCAUUUUUAGCUUUGAUUUAAAGUGAGAGAUGAAUGACACUUCCUUUCACUUGAACACUUAGAGGCCACUGUAGGGUUAUUAAUUGGCCUAAUUUCAGUAUUGCUGUGUCUCACUGAGGGAUUGGCUGAUCAGUGGAGCAGUCAGAAUAUAUACAACAUUUAUCAAAUAAGUUUGCUAUCUUAAAUGGGUACAGUUUGUGGUGGUCCAAAACAAUUCCACUAGCAACAUCAAAGAUCACUGUUCACAAAUUUCCAUAACAAAUGCAAUAAUAAUUUAAAUUUUGAAAUAUUAGGAGAAUUACCAAGAUGUAACACAGAGACAUGAAAUGAGCACAUGCUAUUGGAAAAAUGGCUCUGAUAGACUUGCUUGACAAAAAGCUGUCACAAACCAUCAUUUUGUUAAAAAAAAAAAAACAAUAUUUGCAAAGCACAAUAAAUGAAGGUAUGCCUGUAUACUACAUAUUUAUUUUUAAUAAUCAUAUAAGAAAAUUAAUUGGAUAUAAAAUAGGCUGUUCUAAAACAGCAAGAGGAAAAUAAACUUUAACAAUGCUGACAGGAGCCACGGCAUACUUGAAUUUUUAGGACUCUUGUUAAAUAUGGGUAUGGGAACUUACCCUCUGCACUAGUAUCCAGACACUUACUAGAUUAUGGCCCAUUGGGGUAUUUGCCUCUAUUAAGUAUAUUUGCUAGACUGUCAUUAUACCUUGCAAUCUAGUGUCUUUUUCUAGGUUGAUAUUGUCACAUUUAAUCUAUUAUUUCAAUGAUAUUACUCUUGCUAUGUUAAAUGUUUUUAUCAGACUUCCUUGUAGCCCCAACCAAUCUGAGAAGAUUGAAAAUCAGGGAAUCCUUUACUCCUUUUGUAAACUUGGUAAAAUGGAAUCAAUGUUUACUAGAUCUGCUUGCUGUUCUUGUGAAGAUUUCUCUGUUCUUCUUCAUCAAGAUUUGCCAAUCUUCCUCUGCACUCUUGCCCUCUGCAGUCUUUCAUCUUCCAUAAAAAUAUCGCUUAUAAUAUUCUUUUUUGAAAUGAAGUCUCACUCUGUCUCCCAGGCUGGAGUGCAGUGCCACGAUCUCGGCUCACUGCAGCCUCUGCCUCCCGGCUUUCCAGUGAUUCUCCCUCCUCAGCCUCCCAAGUAACUGGGAUUAGAGGUGCCUGCCACCAUGCCCAGCUAAUUUUUUGUAUUUUUAGUAGAGAUGGGUUUCACCAUGUUGACCAGGCUGGUCUUGAACUCCUAACUCCUAACCUCAGGUGAUCCACCCACCUUGGUCUCCCAAAGUACUGGCAUUGCAGGCAUGAGCCUGUAUGCCACCACACUCAACCUCCUUAUAAUACUCUUCUAGUCUUAUUUCCCAACUGCUGGCUUUUAUAUUUUGAAUUGUCAAUAGAAAGCCCUGCCUAUCGUGAUGAGGUUAAGGACACAUGUUUUGCUGAGAGAAGUAACUUCCAGCUGAGAAUCUUGUUUAGCAGGAGGGAAAAUCCUUUAUUUUAGAGCUUCUCCUGGAGCUUAGAGUAAGCAUUGGCUUUUAGAGGUGUUUUCUCCCUUUUUGAUGUCUGGAAGCACUAUUUUCAAGUCUGCUAGAGACCCGCUUUAAAUAAGUACAGGUGCUAAUGCUCUGAGUGCAAGUCUGUAAGGGUUAGUGAGUCCUCAAAUCACAGGAGUCUCCUGACCAAUGCUGGGAUGUUCUACUGUUCUUCAAGAAUCUGCAGCUUAAAAGUAUUAAACUAAAUACAGCAGACACCCUCAGCAUAGCAGUGAACCACAAUGGCAGCUGACAAGCAGGAACAUUUAAUGGAUUGGUCAGCAAGACCACACUUAUAUCUUGUUUAAAAUGUGUCCUUUCCUUUGGGAGGCUGAGGCAGGCAGAUCUCUUGAGGUCAGGAGUUCAAAACCAGCCUAGUCAACAUGGAGUUUUCUAAAAGUACAAAAAAAUUAGCCAGGUGUGGUGGCAGGUGGCUGUAAUCCCAGCUACUUGGGAGGCUGAGGCAGGAGAAUCGCUGGAACCCAGGAGGCUGAGGUUGCAUUGAGCCAAGAUUGCACCACUGUGCUCCAACCUGGGCAACAGAGCAAGACUCCAUCUCAAAUAAAUACAUAAAAUAAAAUGCAUCAUUUCUCUCAACAGCAAAAGCCUUAUUUUUUUCAUCCUUUAAAUAUGUUACUUUCAUAAGUAGGAUAAGAUGGUACCUUGUCUGAGAGGCUAAGACCCCCAGGCCACUUGAGAAUUUGAGAGCUUUUAGAACUUGAUGAGCAUAGCUGACUGAAUACUUCGUGUCAGCACUGCUUGUGGUAAUUACAGGAUCUGUGGAUCACAAGGCUCACAACUUGUAUCACAAGUUCUACAAGAAAAUUGGCUAACACAUAUUUGGCUCUGUUAAUCAUUUGCUGAGUUUAUAUCUUGUCCCACCAAAUGUAUUUUUUGAAAUGUCAUUACAUGAAAAGGUUCACUAUUCCAAUUAUCUGUGUUUACCAACUUUUGGAGUAAGAGUGGCUGAUUGAUUGAAUAUGUGCUUUUUAACUACACUAUUAUAUACAUUGGCCAAGCUUUUUAUAUUAACCCUACCCAUGAAGUAUCACCAAUAUGUCCCCCAGUGUGAACUUGACAUUUGUCAAAAGCCUUUUGCCAUAUAAAAGUUGUUAGUUCUUAUAUAUGAAAUCUGUCCCUUUUUUUCGACUUGAGUUCCCCAGCCUGCUUAGCUUUGCCCCUACCACCCAAGAUUUUUAAGCUUCCUAUAUUUUCUUAGAAUUUAAGAUUUUAAAGUCUUUACUUUUUAAAAUCAUUUAUUUGUAAAGGGACAUAUUUCUCAAGUGUGCUAGUUUUCCUUGAUUUUAAUGGAUUAAAAUGUGUCGUAGGUGAGCCAUUUUCUUCAAAAUGACGAUGAGUUUUUGUUCCUUUGAAAGCCUGGCCCAGGAUUUUGUUUUUGUUUUUUGAAAGUUCUUAUUUUACUUACAGAGUUAAGAAAGUUGAAUUAACUAUACAACCAGUCUCUAAAUAGAAGUUCUAAUAAAUCCUAAGAUGCUGCAGGGCACUGAAAGAGGACAAAAUUUGAUCCCUAAAGCCCUCUCCAAUCUCAUACUCGGUGAAAAUAACAAACAAAAAGCUUCAGUGUUAGUGGAAAACUGAGUUCUUAAAAAGCAGGUAAAGGUCUUGUUUACUCCUUCCCCAGAGCUGAGGAGAAAGGGUUUUCAGAUUAUAAAUAACAGAGUUGCCCUUGUAUGGCACAGAAUUGCGAUAAGACUUUACUUCUUAGGGGCUUAAAUAAUGAAGUCAGUAAAAGAGGACUGAAAACGAACAUAAAGAAGAGCUUUAGCUUUGACGCAAAGAAUUACAUCAGUGCUUGACAAAACUGAGGAUUCUUAAUUUCUAAAAACGCUUUCUUUAAGCACUUCCUAACCUUUCAUUAUCUGAGACAACAUAUCAAGUGAGCAGCAGUAUAAAGGAUGCAUGUGAUUUCGAAAUGCCACAAUUGAGCCAACUGCAGUUGCACGCGUACGUAGUAUAGAGAGGCGUGAUCAAAAAAAGAAUAUAGGGAGCAUAGGGCUUCGUCUGCAUCAAAAGAUACUCUCCCCAUCUUCUAUAGCCUUAAGUUUUGCGUAGGUAAGUUUCUCCCCGCUUGAAAGCGCCCCCAGGGACAAGAAUUCAUCUUGACCAAGCCUAAGGCCGUGGCAUGCAAGGUGUUGAGUCACCGGGUACAGCGGUCUUGCGACAUAAAUAUUAUUUGAUGACGAAGGUGCUCGGGGCCCAGGUGCCAAGGUAAACCACUGGCAAAGAUGACCGUGGUUAAGGCAGUAGAAAGGGUCGAGACGCGGUUCCAGCCCUAGAAGGAUUGCAUUUUACGAUUCAGGCAAACUUCGAGUCUCCUCAUGUGACAUGUGUGCACUCCUGGAUGGUUUUAAUUAUGAGAAACGUGGUUUGCAGCAUGAUUCCUUCCAAUCGAUAAAUCGGAAUCUCUCUCGCUCCCACCCCUUCUUAACUUCAGGCUUCCUGCAUCCCGGAGACCCCCCCGGCAGCCCCUUCCCUCCCCCGCCCCGGGGAUGCUACGGCUGGGCGCUUAGCCAUUCAUCAACCGGUUCACACCGGCGGCGGCCGCCGCGAAGUGACGUCCGGAGGGGGCGGGCCUCCGCCCCCGCCUGUCGUCUUCUGGCCCGCGGUUCCAGGCCGCGAUUGGUGGCUGGAGGGUUGCACGUAGCGCCGGCUAUAAAGGGGAGGGCUUGUGACGCAAGGGCGCCUCGGCGCGUGUAUUGGCUCCUUCGGCUGCGGGCCGGCUCGGCUACGCGCUCUGCUCGGAGCCGCUCACUGCAUGGUAGAGUCUGGUGCCCCCGCCGCCGCCUGCAUCGUCGCCACCGCCGCUCCGCCACGACCACCGCCGCCUCCUGCCCUGCAGCCACCGCCACCGCCUGUGUCGCCGCCGCCUCGGGACCGGCUGUAUGAUUAGGCCACAAUCUUCAAUGAGUAAACAUAUUCCUCAAUUCUGUGGUGUUCUUGGUCACACAUUUAUGGAGUUUCUGAAGGGCAGUGGAGAUUACUGCCAGGCACAGCACGACCUCUAUGCAGACAAGUGAACUGUAGAAACUGAUUACUGCUCCACCAAGAAGCCCCUAUAAGA
Molecule: messenger RNA, 7653 nt
Organism: Pongo pygmaeus (Bornean orangutan)
Lineage: Eukaryota; Metazoa; Chordata; Mammalia; Primates; Hominidae
Exons: 2
Coding region: 7475-7609 (44 amino acids)
Source: RefSeq, a predicted model, not a curated record